GUGACAUUUCAGAACUGGACAAAAAUGAAGGGUCUGUACACAUGAGUGGGGAUGUAGCUAAUGACACUGGUAUUUCAGUGACUGGUAUCGUUUACAUUUACCUACAGAUAGAUCCAUAAAGUGAAAUAUAUCAAUAUGGCAGCUUGGAGCUGCAGGUUUCUGAGACUGGGAGAUCCGCUUUUAAGAGGAGCACAUUUUAUCGCCAGUCGAACAGCACCCGCAACAGACAGGUAUUUGGUAAGUUUUCAAUUUGUGCGGACCAUCAAGAGCUCGACCUGGUGGGAUGAACAUCUCUCGGAGGAGAAUUCAGCCUUCCUGCGGAAAGCGGUUCCGGAGGAGUACGACAGAAUGACCGCCAGCAAAUUAAACCCCCUGAAAGACGAGCCCUGGCCCAGACACGCGUGGGAGCCAGGGAGUCGGAGAGUGGGUGUGGUGGCGCUGAAGCUGGGGAUGAUGCCUAUGUGGACAAAAACAGGAGAGAGACAAGCCGUCACCAUGCUGCAGGUGCAAGAUUGCCAUGUAAUCAAGUACCUGUCCAAAGAAGAAUAUGACGGGCACACUGCAGCUCUGAUGGUGGGGGCCAAAAAUGUGUCUCCAUUCCACGUAUCAGAAACGUCCAUGGACAUGUUCCGGAAGGCUGGGGUCCCCCCGAAACAGAAGGUGACGACAUUCAAGGUGUCCGACAACGCCAUUAUCAAACCAGGCACUCCGCUGUACGCUGCCCACUUCCGCCCGGGGCAGUAUGUUGACGUCACAGCCAAAACAAUCGGCAAAGGGUUUCAGGGGGUCAUGAAGAGAUACGGGUUCAAAGGUCAGCCGGCGACCCAUGGACAAACAAAGACGCACAGAAGGCCAGGGGCCUCAGGUCCAGGGGGGGAUCCCGCCAAAGUCUUCAAGGGGAAGAAGAUGCCGGGCCGAAUGGGGAACGUAUACGACACGGCGCAUGGGUUACAGGUUUGGAGAGUCAACACCAAAUACAACAUCAUCUACGUGAAGGGGUCGGUUCCGGGGCACAGGAGCUGCCUGGUCAAGGUGAGGGACUCUAUCCUGCCGACGCGGUUGGAGCACAUCCAGAACCCCCCGUUCCCCACCUACUUCACAGACGGAGACGAGGAGCUCCCGGAGGACCUGUACGACGAGGCCGUGUUCCAGUUCGCAGAGCCCUCCGUCACCUUGGCCUAAAAAACCCGCCUCCACAUCUGGAUCCCACGGGGGAUGGGCCGGACCGCGGCGAGAGACACGCAGCUGUCCUCUGCCCGUUUUUGGCCUCCCAUCGCCACGGUAACCCACUUUUUAAAACAAAGACAAGCCAGAGGCCAUGAGGACAUGAUAAUGUGGGGAGUGCAAGGCUUUCAGAGAACAGCAGAGUGAAAUACCUGCAGUUCACAUCACCUGGUGCACUUAUUCACAAAGCAGUAGGCCUCCAUCGCAGCCCUGUGGAAUUAUU
This is a messenger RNA of Megalops cyprinoides (Indo-Pacific tarpon), 1447 nucleotides long. RefSeq names its product mitochondrial ribosomal protein L3 (gene mrpl3). Gene Ontology annotation, cellular component: ribosome; mitochondrial large ribosomal subunit. Bases 136 to 1182 code for a protein of 348 amino acids. Gene Ontology annotation, molecular function: structural constituent of ribosome. NCBI's taxonomy places the organism in Eukaryota, Metazoa, Chordata, Actinopteri, Elopiformes, Megalopidae. The transcript has 10 exons. Gene Ontology annotation, biological process: translation. The record is from RefSeq and is a predicted model, not a curated record.